CUUCGUUAUGCAUACUUGGCAUGGCUUGAGAGCUGUCACAUAAGAAAUCUGUUAAAUGAGCCUCGCGUGUAAUCGGUUAUCGAACGCACAGCACUACAUACGUAGAAGUCUGUUGGUUUUUGAUUUCUACGUAAAAAUGGUAUAGCAGUGCAUGCAAUGCCAAGUAUGCAUAACAGAGCCUUAAAUGUCUAAGGAGAAAUGUUUGGAGGCUGAAGCAACAAGGGGUCUUGUAAGUUAUGUUUGUGAGCUUCCCAAAACAUUUAAUUCUACAACAAUCCAGUGAAUUAUAUUUUAAACAUUCCCAAGUACUCACGCUUGUUGGUAGAAGGGCAGGCAAACAAAUUGUGACGGCAUGAUUGAUCGGCUGUACAAGCUGAUGUGGCUUGUACUGCAUAUACUAGCGAGCGUAUAUGAAAUCUUUAGUUUUCUAAUAUUGCGUUUGCAAGGUUUAGUACUUUGGUCAUAUGACCUAUGGCACAACAAUGCGGCGAUAACCUGCCGCGACCGCGCGUAUUUGCAAGGCUGCAAAGCUGAAUUAACGAAAUUACCAAAACAUCUCAAUUUGAUCAUUGGGCCUGAUUCUCUUGCAAACGUAAAUGAAGCGGUUUUGGAACGCAUUUUCACAUAUGCCCACAUUGUCGGCAUCGAUUGCGUCAGUUUAUAUGAUGUGCGUGACGAAAAUAUGGGACAUAUUGUCCUGGAAAAAGUAUUUAUGGCACAAAAAGCAUUUUGGAAGGAGUUACGACCAAACCAAUACGAAUGGAGCCUGCCGGAGUAUGACCCAAAGGGCCAAAUAAAAGACGAAUGCAAUAGUAAUGGAUAUGUGGGGAAUGGUUCAAUUAGUAAAAAUGGCAGCGCGUGCAAUGGCGAUAGUUAUGACAAAAAAGCACACGCUAAUUUAAAAAUUUAUAAACUUACCGAGCAGGACAAUCGUCCUCUGAUAGUUAAAAUCUGCCGCAAAUUAUUUGAACAUCGUAAUACCUCUAAUGUGCAGCACUUAUUGGAAGACCGUAAACAACUCGAGCAACACAUUAGUGAUGAAGUGGCACAACAUAUGCAAUGGAAAUUUGUAGAUCCAGAAUUGAGCAUAAUUUUCAACAGAGAUACGAGCACUUUCGGGGUGUUACCAUGGCAGACAAGAUUCACAGAAUUCCAUACAUUCGAGACUUUGCGAUACAUGAAUGCAGAAAGCUUCGCCAAAGUGCUGUAUAAAUAUUCAAAAUGUGAGCAGCGUUGGGGAAAAUAGGUAUUUAAAAAAUUAUGGGCAACUAGUGCAAGCACGAAAAUUAUGAGAUGGGGAAACUAUUUUAAUAUAUAAAUACAUUAGUAUAAGAAAACAAUGUGUGCGCGUGAUAAACUGCAUUGAUAGUAAAAAAUUCACUCAAUUGAAUCGGUUGCACACAAACAAUUAAAUUAUACUAGAAAUAUGUAUAAUUGUAGAAAUUACAAUUUCAUAUGUACUAUUUUUUGGUGUGUUUUCAAUUAAGUUAAAUGUAUAGAACUAUUUGAAUCACAUUUUUAUUACCAUACAAAUAAUAAUGAGCAAAAACGGAAUAUAAAUAAAUACAUAUAUGAAAUUGAAUAAAAAGUUGAUUUGCGAAUAAAUGUUCGUUGACUAAAAACGCAUAGAACAUUUAAAAUGUUGUGUUUAUACGUAGUAUGAAUGUACAAACUUUUGGAAUGGUGUGGUUCAAGGAUAUUGCUGUAAAAAAGGUUUUUAACGAAUGCUGCUGGAGUGACAGUACUUGAGUACUUGAUACAUAUCAAGAUAUAAAUCUGAGUCAUUCUUGGUCGGUCUGUUUGAGUUGUUUGACUGAUCUUUUAGCUGGAUUUAGCUUCAAUAGACACAAUGUUGUUCCAGAACGUCAUCUCUCGUGUGGAAGGUGUGUGGUAAUGGGCGAACUUUUCCAGUUUUUUGAAAUGGUUGAACCAUUAAAUAAAAAUAAUUUUUUAGAAAUAGUAUUGCAACAUUCUUUUAUCAUUAUUGGAUUUUGCUAAGUUGUAAAAAUUCUUCCUGAUCUGCAGUAGGUGUAUUAUGUAACUUCUAACGAUAAAAGAAAUUUUACAAAAGCUUUUUUUUUUUUUUUUUUUUUGAGAUUUCAAUAAAUUAGCUGUGGUGCAAAGACCACAUUGCCAGAUCAGUCAACAAAUGGUUGUCAAUGGUAAACAGUCAUAUGUUUACGGUCAAUGGUAGUCAAGUAGUCCGAGUCAAAACAAAGCAAACAUGUAGUUAGAUUUAUUGUGUAUAUUAAACUUGAUUUGAGAGAUAUCGUUAUACUUUAAUAUCAGCUAUCUUAAGAAAUUUUACGAGCUGAGAAAUAAUAGAUACAUCCUUCGUUAGCAAGAUUUCCUUAAUUGUACGAAAAGUAUUAAAAAAGGCAAAAUCGCAUCUAAACGCAUUAUAUUUAGCGCAGAAGAAGACCGAGUGAUCAAGGCUUUCUUCAGUAUCACACAAAGGACAAAUAUUUGUUGGAAUUGAACCUAUCCGAUACAAAUAGAGACGACUUGUGAUACCACGGCUUUGAUGGUAGCUCUGGGAAGAUUUCCGCAAAGAAAGCUCCCUUGUGUUGCGAUAAUAGUUUGUAUUCCUGAU
Rhagoletis pomonella (apple maggot) is the source of this 2593-nucleotide messenger RNA. RefSeq lists its product as uncharacterized. Gene Ontology annotation, molecular function: ditrans,polycis-polyprenyl diphosphate synthase [(2E,6E)-farnesyl diphosphate specific] activity. Gene Ontology annotation, cellular component: dehydrodolichyl diphosphate synthase complex; endoplasmic reticulum membrane. The transcript is spliced from 4 exons. NCBI's taxonomy places the organism in Eukaryota, Metazoa, Arthropoda, Insecta, Diptera, Tephritidae. Bases 353 to 1246 code for a protein of 297 amino acids. The record is from RefSeq and is a predicted model, not a curated record.